UAGCAGGAGGCAAUUUAAUAUUUAUGAAGUGUUCUUGUUUGAAUCCCAAGUCUUCGGCUCCAGUUACAAGGAGCUGCGUCACCCUGCGAUCACAUGGUAAUUGUUGCUAUUUCCAGGAUCCCAGCCUCGCAGAGUGGCACAAGAGCUCUUUCCCCUUUUCUCGUCCUUUUCCCUCGCUGGCCGCUGUUUUCGGGCGGGUUUUGCCGGCCCCCGGGCGGGCGGGCGGGCGCGGGGCGAUGCCGGGGCCGCUGCCCUGAGCCGGGGCGGGCGCAGCCGCUCCCCGCCCUGCCCCUGCCCGGAGCCGCUCCGUGAGAGCGGGACCGGCCCGCCGGCCCCAAAAUGACCGAGCUGGAAGGGGACUUCACCAAGCUGCUGCUGCUGAAGGAGGAGCGGAUCAAGGAGCUGGAGCGGCGCCUGGGCGAGAAGGAUGAGGAGAUCCAGGAGCUGCGGCGGCGGCUGCACAAAUGCCAGUCCGUGCUGCCGGCCCCCAGCCCGCACAUCGGGCCCCGCACCACCCGGGCUCAGGGCAUCUCCGCCGAGCCGCAGACCUACCGCUCCUUCCACGACCUCCGCCAGGCUUUCCGCAAGUUCACCAAGGCAGAGAGGUCCAAGGAGCUAAUAAAGGAAGCGAUCCUUGACAAUGACUUCAUGAAGAACCUGGAAUUGUCCCAGAUCCAGGAGAUUGUGGAUUGUAUGUACCCCGUGGAGUAUGGCAAGGACAGCUGCAUCAUCAAGGAGGGAGAUGUGGGUUCCCUGGUCUACGUCAUGGAAGAUGGGAAGGUUGAAGUGACAAAAGAGGGAGUGAAGCUCUGCACCAUGGGGCCUGGCAAAGUUUUUGGGGAGUUGGCCAUCCUCUACAACUGCACCCGGACAGCUACUGUCAAAACUCUCGUAAAUGUGAAACUUUGGGCUAUUGAUCGGCAAUGUUUUCAAACAAUAAUGAUGAGGACUGGCCUCAUCAAGCAUACUGAGUAUAUGGAAUUUUUGAAAAGCGUUCCCACAUUCCAGAGCCUUCCCGAGGAGAUCCUCAGUAAGCUUGCAGAUGUCCUGGAAGAGACUCACUAUGAGAAUGGAGAAUACAUCAUCCGCCAAGGGGCUCGAGGGGACACCUUCUUUAUCAUCAGCAAAGGAAAGGUGAACGUCACCCGGGAGGACUCUCCAAGUGAAGAUCCCGUCUUUCUCCGCACUCUGGGCAAGGGGGAUUGGUUUGGAGAAAAAGCUCUCCAAGGGGAGGAUGUCAGGACAGCCAACGUCAUCGCAGCUGAAGCGGUCACUUGUCUGGUCAUAGACAGAGACUCCUUCAAGCACCUGAUCGGGGGCCUGGAUGACGUCUCCAACAAAGCCUAUGAGGAUGCAGAAGCAAAAGCAAAAUACGAAGCCGAAGCUGCCUUCUUUGCCAACCUGAAACUGUCGGAUUUCAACAUCAUCGACACCCUGGGAGUCGGAGGCUUCGGGAGAGUGGAGCUGGUGCAGCUGAAGAGCGAGGAGGCCAAGACGUUCGCCAUGAAGAUCCUGAAGAAGCGGCACAUCGUGGACACGCGGCAGCAGGAGCACAUCCGCUCCGAGAAGCAGAUCAUGCAGGGCGCCCACUCCGACUUCAUCGUCAGGCUCUACAGGACGUUCAAGGACAGCAAGUACCUGUACAUGCUGAUGGAAGCCUGCCUGGGGGGAGAGCUCUGGACAAUUCUCAGGGACAGGGGUUCAUUCGAGGAUUCCACCACCAGGUUUUACACGGCGUGCGUAGUGGAAGCCUUUGCCUACUUGCAUUCCAAAGGGAUCAUUUAUAGGGACCUCAAGCCAGAGAACCUCAUUCUGGAUCACCGAGGUUAUGCCAAGCUGGUCGAUUUUGGCUUUGCAAAGAAAAUAGGAUUUGGAAAGAAAACAUGGACUUUUUGUGGCACCCCGGAGUACGUAGCCCCCGAGAUCAUCCUGAACAAAGGUCACGACAUUUCGGCAGACUACUGGUCCCUGGGAAUCCUGAUGUAUGAGCUCCUGACUGGCAGUCCCCCUUUCUCAGGCCCAGACCCCAUGAAGACCUAUAACAUCAUAUUAAGGGGAAUAGACAUGAUUGAAUUUCCAAAGAAGAUUGCCAAAAAUGCUGCUAACUUAAUUAAAAAACUAUGCAGGGACAAUCCAUCAGAAAGAUUAGGGAACUUGAAAAAUGGAGUGAAAGAUAUCCAAAAGCACAAAUGGUUUGAAGGCUUUAACUGGGAAGGGUUACGGAAAGGGACACUGACGCCUCCCAUCAUCCCAAGUGUCGCGUCUCCCACGGACACAAGCAACUUCGACAGCUUCCCAGAGGACAGUGACGAGCCACCCCCUGACGACAACUCAGGAUGGGACAUAGAUUUUUAAUGUUCUUUCUCUUACCUGCUUCUGCCUUGCUGAGGACAGCUUUUCCUGGGACGUGGCUGCCAGCGGAACGGGAAGACCGGAAUCGGGGAGGAUUCGUGCUCGGGGUCACCAUGAUGCCUUGAUUGAUGCUGCUCCAGUAACUCCAGUGGCAUUAGGACUUCUUGCUUAGUGACAGUAGUGCUCUCCAUGUUUUCUGUUGGAACGUGACCUGGCGUGGGCACGGUGGUCCUGACACAGAGCCUUGCUCCGGCACAGAACUCCUCUUCUGUGGCCACAGAGAUCCUGGCACACUCUUGAUUAGCAGAGUCAGAGAUCCGUAGGGUAAGAGGCACUUAAUUCCAGCUGCUUUUUCCGUAGGAUCAGUAGUAAUUUAUGAAGUGCUGCAGCUACUCCAGUGCAGGAUUUGGGCUAUUCCCACCCUCCGAGCUCCGCAGGGCAGCGCUGGAGCCCAGGAGGAGCACGGGCAAAGCGCUCCCAUCCGAGCAGUGGGGAAUGUGUCCUUUUCCUUUCCCAGCAGUAUUCCCGACGAGACUGAAUGUGCCCUUUCCUCUUUGUUUUGGAAACAUUUUGGCUCAGCCUGGUCAAACAAAAGCACAACUGCUGCAGAUGCUGUCGAGGCAGAGUUGGGUCGUUCCCCUCACGUGGCAGCACCACCUUUGGGCUUCAGUUCUCCUUUCCCUUGGUACCAACACACGCACGGAAAGAGAAAAUCAUGGAAUGAAUCCACUGCACAUCUACUGCUCCAUUGUACAUCUACUGAUCCAUCGUAAUCUGUUGAUCCAUUGCACAUCCAUUGAUCCAUUUCACAUCUGUUGAUCCAUUUCACAGUGCUCCAAUCACGGUCCUGAACAAGGCAACAGCAGCCCACCCGUCUGAUUAGGUAUAAAAUUAAGGAUAAUUUGGAACUUUUUAGGCCCAAAGGGAAAAACAUGAGACCUGUGAUGUCCUCUCGAGGUGCUACAUCCAUCCCUCACCUGGGAAGGAACCUGUCCCUGACCCAUCCUGUCAGGAAUAUGUAGCAGAGGCUCCGUUCUCCCCGUUGAUGAUUCCAUGUCUCCGUGUCUGCAUCUCUUCCGUGUUUAAACAGAAACCCUGGGCCAGUCUGCUGGCUCUGCUGGAACAUUGCCAGUAGUCCUGAUGCCCCUCCAGGCUAAGGAGCUCCACAGGAAAGUCAGUGGAAUUCAAUGGGAAAUGGAUAUUGGAAGAUCCCCAUGAGGUCUCCAGCGUGCCAGAUCCACGUGACUGUGUUUAACACAGGGAUGGCCAAAUCCAUAUGGAAAAAAGAACUAGGGAAAACAAUAUUGUCAGGACAUGCUUUUCCCUCCCUUCUACUGCUUUUCCUUUGCUUGUAUUCCCUCUUCUGGUUUAUGGGAUGCAGCAGAGGGAUCCUGUCCUGGGUGCCUAUUUGUUACAUAUACACGGGAUUGAAAGUUUAUCCCAUUAUCCAACAGGAAACAUCAGCUUUUGGUCUCUCUGAGAGACCUCACCCCAAAAAAGUCACAGAAUCAUGGAAUGAUGGAAUGGUUUGGGUUGGAAGGGACCUUAAAGGUCCUCUCAUUCCAGCCCUUGCUGUGGGUGAGCAGGUGCUGCCUCCUUUCAACCUCAGCCAAGAGCUGAUCAUGGAAAGGCCAAGUCUUGCUGACAAGGACUUUUCCCACAUAUGACAUGGAAAAGGUCUGUUUGAGCAGUAAAAAAUUCCUUCCCUGAUGCUAAGUCCCAACUCUUUUGCAUGUUUUCCAUUAAAGGAUGUAAUCAAAAGAGUAUUUUGACAGCAUGGGCCGUGUCUGCUGUUCACCACGAGCUGGGUCGCGUGACCCCUUUGAAACCAGUCUGUGGCUCUGGAAUUCCCUCUGUUUUCCAAAGGGUGAGGCCACACCUCUGGCACAGUCACUUCUGCUGUUCUUUAACCAUUAAAACUUCAUUUGUCUUCAAAAUCACAGGGAAAAGGCAGCACCCGCUGGCUUUUCCACCUCUCUCCAAGGGAUGGACAGCACUGAGGGCCAAGGCUGAGCACGAGGGCUAAAACAUUCACCAGGCAUCUUAAACAGGCCUGACAGCCAAAUGCUUCCCUCACACCCCCUGGAUUUUCACUCCAUGGGGACAGCUUUCUGUAGGAGUUUGUCCCAGGAUGGUGACACCUGAUGCAAUUGGCAGGCAAGGAAAACAAAGCACCACAAAGAUUUGGGGAUCAAGCUGAAAACGUGACAGGAAGGAGGGUCUGGAAUGGGCUGAGCUGUUGGGUUUCUUUUUCCUGUCCCUUUUUUCCCUCAUGCCAGGCAUGGGAAUUGACACCUGCAGCGUGCACUGUGCUGAAUCUGAGUUUCUUUUGAUAUCAAACACCUCACUCGACUUCCAUGGCCUCUCCUGAGCAUUAACACUUUGCAUAUGUAUAUGAUAAGCCUUCAGUUAUAAUAAUAUAUUUAAGUUGCUUUAUAUAUAUCUCUAUAUAUCCACAACAAGGGAUUGCCUCUGUGUUUCCACCUCCUGUCCUUAUUUCUUUGUCUCCUUUCCUGAUCUAUGGGACGACAGCGUUUUUAGGGAAGGGGGAAUCGGCUCCCGUGCUUCCAGAGGGGGCUUUGAUUGGUGGUGUGGCUUCUCCUGGAGCUGCAUUGCCUACAGCAAACUCUUCUUCAACAACAGGACCACGAGCAGAUAUUUCUGUAAAUAGGUAUUUUCGUGUCGAUGUUUUGUGGGUCACACAGAACUUUCUGUUCUUUUCCAGUUCCAUGGCAUUAUUCCUUCAUUUCCUUAUUUGUAAUGUAAUGUUUUUAGGUCGAGGUAGACUUGAAUUAAUGUCAUAUUUGUCAGUAUGAUUAAAGUUUCUGUCAGCUGUCCUGUUCACCCACCUGUCCCAUAGUUCUAGAACGUCACUGGCUAUCUGGCAUUGUUGCAAGUGCCUUAAAUCCAUGGCAUCUUAUUUAAAAAAAAAAAAAAAGACAAAUUUGGUGUUAUGCUGCAUGACAAAGACAAACACACCUCAAACCGUCGUCCUUUCUUAGCUUGCUGCGUUUUACAGUUCUUUCUGCUACCGAUUUCUAAGCCUUUAUUAUCUGAUCUUGAUGAAUUACAGAAAUGAUGACGUCGUUCUCUGAUUUCUGUUCAAUGUACCAGAGCUGUGUAUCUGUUAAUGAGAUACAGAGUCAUUUCUGUGAAAUGUAUAAAUGUGAUGUGCGGGUCAAAUUAAUCUCUGACAUCCUAGCAGUCCGUAGACAGGUAUUCCUGUUUUGCUAAGCUCUGCAGAUCCCACCCAUCCGUGCUGUCCCACACACAGCCCCCCUCGGGAAUCUCCCACCUGGGAAAAAUCCACCCCGCCGGCGUUUUCCUGACCUAAAACCCCGGUGCAAAGACCAGGCUCAUUUGCACCACUCAACCAAACAGGAAUUGUGCUUUUCCCUGCCCCUUUCCCUGCAUCCAUGGGGAUGAGCCCUGGAAACUCCUCCUCGGCUCCCCAGCCCUGACAACGAGACUUGGGCGCUUUUAGGGCUUUCUCAGAAAAAGGGGAAAUUCCCAUUUGGAGUUGCCUCUCCCCCCUUGAGUCCCGAUUUACGCUUGUUUUACCCCAGCCCUUUGUUUUAUACUCUGAUUUUCUCUCCUUCCAUGGCAGAGGUUUUGUUUGUCAGGCCGAUGUCGGUCACUCCCCGGCCAUCGGCCGCUUGCACUCUUUGGAUGUUGACUGAGGAACUUUGGGGUUUUUUUUCAUAAACUUCCAUGGCUUUUGUUUCGCUCUGUACUCCCCCUGCAGCUGUAAUUGCCGAGUGCCUGUUGUAUACUUUAUAGAGUUGAAAUAAAAAUAAUUACUUUUGAA
Messenger RNA from Taeniopygia guttata (zebra finch), 6160 nucleotides. RefSeq names its product protein kinase cGMP-dependent 1 (gene PRKG1). The record is from RefSeq and is a predicted model, not a curated record. NCBI's taxonomy places the organism in Eukaryota, Metazoa, Chordata, Aves, Passeriformes, Estrildidae. Gene Ontology annotation, biological process: protein phosphorylation. Gene Ontology annotation, molecular function: cGMP-dependent protein kinase activity; ATP binding.